AUGGACGGAGGAGUCAUUGCACGCAUGAAGAAGUUCGUCAAGAUGCGCCCGUCCCUUCGGGAGAAAGGUUGCUCCGACGUCAGCGGUGUUGUCGCUGGAUUGCUUGGGCAUGGUGCCCGCACUGUGAAGGCCGUCAUGGCCGAGUUCUUGGCCACCGGAGACGUGUCCGUCUCGCUGCCGCCGUCCAACACGACGAAUCACCAGUCCAGGGUCCCCAACACCCGAGCUGUGCGCGCUUUAGUCAAGCGCUUUAUCCGUGACCGCUGCGUAACACGUACAAGGACUGUGGCCAAGGACGUCCUCGCCUUGCUUCAAGACAACCAAUCUGUGACAGUGGAUGAAGAACAUCCCAAGGACUACGCAGCGUGCUUGCGAGCUGUCCAGGUAUUCCUCGCCAAACAAGGGUAUGCUCGUGGGUCGAACGCGAAGCAGACGUACCGUGUCUCCAAGGCACAUGAACAAGCCCGCGACGCAUACGUUGAGAUGAUGGUGCCCACUGUCACGAGCGCACCGCGCAGACCGGUCGUCUACCUGGAUGAAAGCUUCAUCCAUCACCAUUACACCAGUCAUGCUGACAGCUUGUACGAUCCAACUGACCAGGCUACCAAGCCCAAGCACAAGGGCAGACGGUACUGCUUUGUCGCGGCGAUCCUGGACGACGGCUCCGACACGGCUCACCUCUUGGGACUGGACAUCUUCGUAGGCGGUAAGAAGAAUGGUAAAGUCGUCAACGACUACCAUUCGAUGUUUAACCAUGACUACUUUGUCGACUGGUUUGGGAAGUUGAUCGAUGAGGUUGAGGAGCUGGGAUGGUCGUCCGCCGUGUUCGUUAUGGACAACGCGAAGUACCACAAGGGGAAGCCCAAGACAACCCCAAAGGGAACGUGGCGCAAGGAAGCCCUCUACCAAGCGUGCGUUGGCCUGAACAUCACCGACGUCUCACCCACCGAUCUCAAGACGACCAUUUGGAAGCGUUUGAAGAAGCAUUUGGACGAGCACGUGCUUCCUGUGGUCUGCGAGAUGGCCAAAGGCACCGUUGGACGCCAGUACACCUCGACCACGACCUUUCAAGACGUUCGCGAUCGUCUCGAGCGUGCGUUCAUUGAGCUAGACUCCAACGUCAUCCAAUGCACGAUUGCAGCGUCGACGGCAAAGCUCCUUGAGCUCAACUGUGCUCUCCGUACAGCUGAGGAUACUCCCGAAGGUAGCGACAGCGACAACUGCACCGACGUUUCGUCAUCAAGCGCCUCCAGUUCCAGCGACAUGGAUGAUUAG
This is a messenger RNA of Aphanomyces astaci, 1275 nucleotides long. RefSeq lists its product as hypothetical. Gene Ontology annotation, molecular function: nucleic acid binding. NCBI's taxonomy places the organism in Eukaryota, Oomycota, Saprolegniomycetes, Saprolegniales, Verrucalvaceae. The transcript is spliced from 3 exons. The record is from RefSeq and is a predicted model, not a curated record. Bases 1 to 1275 code for a protein of 424 amino acids.